AUGGACUCUUCGAAUACAACUAACUAAAUUGGAAAAAAACAAACCAAUGAAUCUAAAGAGUUAAUCAUAGGCUAUUUGGAGAAUGCCUCAAGAGGUUAAACUGUUAGAUAUAUCUUAGAUCUUGUAGGUUAUCCUUACGCUGAACAUAAGUACACUUCUUCAUCUACUGAAUGGGAAAAAAAAAAAUCAGAGCUUGGAUUAGAUUUCCCAAAUCUUCCUUACCUGAUUCAUGGAGACUUUUCAAUAUCCGAGUCUUAAAAUAUUGUGAAUUAUUUGAUUGAAUUAACAAAUUAAUAGUACCUGUAUGGGGAAGGAAAAGAAAAAUACAGAGUAGAUAAUAUUAGAUUUGUAUGUGAUGAUUUAUUUUCAAAAAUUUAUCAAGCAUCAAAAUAAAAUGAAGAUGGAAAGAACAUGCUAAAUUCUUAAGUUAUUCCUAAAAUUUAAUAAUUGCAAAAAGCAUUAGGAAACAAGCCUUAGUUCUUUGAAAGUUUAACUAUCGCAGAUCUUUAUGCAUACAUAACUUUAAAAAAUUUUAAAACAGGCUGUUCGAAUGCAUACAUAGAAUUCGCUUCUACUUUUGAUCCUUUUUUAAAAAGAUUGGAAGAAAUCCUUUCUAAAAAAAACUAAUAUAAAAAUAAAUGA
Molecule: messenger RNA, 642 nt
Organism: Tetrahymena thermophila SB210
Lineage: Eukaryota; Ciliophora; Oligohymenophorea; Hymenostomatida; Tetrahymenidae
Product: glutathione S-transferase, amine-terminal domain protein
Exons: 1
Biological process (GO): glutathione metabolic process
Molecular function (GO): glutathione transferase activity
Source: RefSeq, a predicted model, not a curated record